AUGACAACCGUCACCGCGCACAACACCAACGUAUACGUCGGCCUGGCCGGCGAGAGUGCCCUGAUCAUCGGCGCUGAAGGUACCCCCCUCGGCGAGGGUGGCAUGUACCGGCUCACCGAAGGCAAGUCCGAAUGGGCCUCCAUCGAUAACGGCCUGCCCGAAAACCCCCAGAUCCGCGCCCUGCUGGCCCACCCCGACGAACCGGGCACUAUUUUUGCCGGCACCCAGGACGGCGUGUACCGUACCGACGACCGUGGCGAGAACUGGCGUCGCACCGAGACCCUCAGCGGUGACGUGUGGUCGAUGGCCGUUCACCCCAACGACUCGUCGAUCAUGUUCGCCGGUUAUGACGCGGGGCGCGUGUGCCGGUCCGACGACGGCGGAAACACCUGGCGUCAGACGAACACCGAGGGGCUGGUCCAUCCUCACAUCACCAUGAACCCUAACGAAAUCUGCAAGCGGGUCAUCGGCCUCAGUAUCGAUCCCGCCCAUCCCGACGACGUGUAUGGGGCUAUUGAAGUCGGCGGGCUCAUCGCUUCCCGUGACGGUGGGGAAAACUGGUCCUGCAUCACCGAGGGCCACUACACCCGCCUGGGGCCGGUGGACCUCCACGGCGUGCAGGUCAAUCCGUCCCAGCCCGGCCUGGUGUACAUCAUCACCCAGUUGGCCAUGUUCCGGAGCCGGGAGCGCGGCCAGUCCUGGGAGUUCGUACCCAUCGACGAGAUGUUCGAGGGCGGCAGCUAUUGCCGCGAUCUGGUUGUGGACCCCAGUGACCCCAACCGCAUGUACCUGGCAGCCGGAGCCGGCGGCGGCAGCGCGCCGGCCGGCACCGUUGACUCCGGCGUACUGGUGAGGUCCACCGACGCCGGAGAGACCUGGGAGCGGGUGGAUAUCGGCGAGGUCGCCCCGGCCCGCAUGUUCCAGAUCGCCAUCGACCGCAACGCGCCGCGCAACGUCUACUGUUGCGACCGCGACGGCCACGUCUAUUGCAGCAACGAUGCCGGCAACGAGUGGACCCGUACCGACGUGCCGGUGGAAAUGUCCCGCGGGCGGCACGUGUAUCCCAUGAUCGCCGCGUAG
Geodia barretti is the source of this 1080-nucleotide messenger RNA. NCBI's taxonomy places the organism in Eukaryota, Metazoa, Porifera, Demospongiae, Tetractinellida, Geodiidae. The record is from the annotation of a GenBank genome assembly.